CCCGCGCGACACCUCAGGCGAGGAAGGGCCGCUUCGCUUUACGGCAGCGCCCGCCGGCGGGAGGAGGAAGGAGCGCGGCCUUCCACGUGGGGCAGCGGCCAGAGCGCGGCGCCAUGAAGCGGCCCAAGCUGAAGAAAGCCAGCAAGAGGCUGACCUGCCACAAGCGCUACAAGAUCCAGAAGAAGAUCAGAGAACACCACCGAAAAGUCAGAAAGGAGGCCAAAAAACGUGGACGCAAAAAGCCCAAGAAAGAUCCCGGUGUUCCCAGUGCUGCACCAUUUAAGGAAGAGCUUCUACGGGAAGCGGAGCAAAGAAAGCAGAGGCUUGAAGAACUAAAACAAAAGCAGAAGCUCAACAGACAGAAAGAACAUGAAAAGAAGAGGAAGCUUGAAGCUAAAAAGAAUGCAGCCAAAGUCAAGGAAAAAGCAGAGGGAAAGGAAUCCUCUGGCAAAUCUAAAGCAAAGACUAACAAUCUGCUGGAUAAAAAUUCAAAGAAAUCAUUCUGCAGGGAGCUCAAGAAGGUAAUUGAGGCCUCAGAUGUGGUUCUAGAGGUUUUAGAUGCAAGAGAUCCAAUGGGCUGCCGGUGUCCUCAACUGGAGCAAGCUGUAACUUGCUCUGGAGGAGACAAAAAGCUACUGUUGGUUCUGAACAAAAUUGAUUUAGUGCCAAAGGAGAACUUGGAGAAAUGGUUGCAUUAUUUGAAGAAGGAGUUUCCAACGGUUGCUUUUAAAUCAGCAACACUGAUGAAGGACAGGACAAUGCAGGAACAGUUCAAAAAAAGACGUGCACGUGUUGACUUAUCAAGAACCACGGAAUGUUUUGGAAGCAAAUGCCUUUUGAAACUUCUUCAACAGCACAGGAAGACUCAAAACAAAGCCAUUCAGGUUGGGGUAGUAGGUUUCCCUAAUGUGGGAAAGAGCAGCAUAAUCAACAGUCUUAAAGGAGUUCGUGCUUGCAAUGUUGGCCUAGCAAGAGGUGUUACCAAGUCCAUGCAAAUUGUGCACAUUGAUAAACAGACAAAGAUGUUAGACAGUCCAAGUAUAAUUGCAGAUCCUUCCAACAGUGCACUGGCACUGGCCUUGAGAAGUAUCAUAGACACUGAAGAAUCAGACUCAGCAGAUGUGCUUGAAGGAGUAGAUGCCAUUCUAAAUCACUGCAGUAAACAGCAGGUAAUGAUGCACUACAGUAUCCCAGAUUUCAGGAACACUGAAGAGUUUUUGACUUUACUUGCUCAGAAAAGGGGUAUGCUGAAAAAGGGAGGUGUUCCUGACAUAGAGAAUAUAGCUAAAUUACUACUAUGUGACUGGACAGGAGCUAAAGUAAGCUACCACUCACAACCUCCAGUAUCUCAGAGACCACCACCAUAUCUUACAGAAGACAAAAUAGCUGAAAUGCAGGAGUGUUGGAAUUUAAAGAACCUAGAAGAAGAAAACACCACCACUGUUCAAGCUUUAAAAUACCCCAGUCCAGCAAGCAGCAUCAUUUUCCAGUCACCUGGUAUGGCAAAUGGGACAAUAGAGGAAAAUAAAGUGAUAGAGGAAGCAUCAGAGUGGGAAAACUUGGAAACAGGCAAGGAGGGGGAGGAAGAAGAAGAAGAGGAGGAUUUCACAGAAAGCAAUGAUGAUCAAGAUGAUGUGGAAGAAGAAAAAGAUGUCAAAGAGGAAACCAAAGUUCAGGUCACCAGGAAAGCAAAGCUUGGAAAACAACAAACAAGCCCUACAAAUUCAGAAAAGCGGAUAGCAGAAAGCGAACAUUCCAAUUCACUAUCACUCAGCUUGGAUAAGACAGCAGAUGAAGAUGAUGCCUAUGAUUUUAAUACAGACUAUGUGUAAUGAAUUAUGUCUGAAGACACUGUUUGGAGACUUAUUACUGGCUUUCAGAACAGUCCUGAAGACUUGUGUUGAAGCAGAAGUUGGAGGAAUGCUGCAUACCAGAGCUGCUGCAAAGAUUCACAAUUAUUGCUGUGUCAAAUAAUGUAUAUAAUAGUGUAUCUCCCUUGAUCGUUCCAGAUUUUAUACAAGUCUAGGAAACAGACUGUAUUCAGCUUUAAGUCCUAAACUUUAUUUCCUGUGUUAAAGCCUAUUUUAAAAAAUUCCUAAUGGACUGUGUUAGUUUGUUCACUUUGCCUUAUAAAAAGAUGUUUCAAAAGGAUAAACCCUUUGUCUUUUUCUUUGAAAAACAAUGGUAAAUGUUUAAUUCUAGUCAUGUUCAAGCAAUUGAAUUUCAAGGUAAGUUUUCAUCCUCCCUUCAUAAAAUUUAAUUGUUUUUUCCUAGAGGAUUAUAGAGAGUGUACCCCUAGAGCAUGACUUAAGUCAGUAACUUUUCAGUAUACUUUUGCAAAACUUGUAGAACUUUUGUAUGUAAAGGUUGGCUAGAACAAGCUACAUGCUUCAGCUAGACAUAAGGUAUUUUAUCUAAGUAAGUACUGCUUUCUACGUUCAGAACCUUCAUUGGGAAAGGUAACUAGCUUAUGGUAUUGGUAAUCUGUCUUUACUGCGGAACAAGCUUCUCAUUCUUAGAGUGCUUUUGAACAAAAGACAUAUUUCCUGAUGACAUCUAUUAUACAAGGCAACAACCGGUAACUGUAAAGCAAAAUGUUGCCCUGCGCGAUAAGGACGUGUUACUGCACUCAGCCUAUAGCAGAACUGGGGUAGCGAGAGAAUUACCAAGAGGCCCUGCAGCUGCUCAAUGAAUUAAGAAUUUAGAAUAAACACCUGACACCAAG
Harpia harpyja (harpy eagle) is the source of this 2725-nucleotide messenger RNA. It is a transcript of the gene GNL3, whose product is annotated as G protein nucleolar 3. The transcript has 15 exons. The record is from RefSeq and is a predicted model, not a curated record. Gene Ontology annotation, molecular function: GTP binding; GTPase activity. Bases 114 to 1832 code for a protein of 572 amino acids. Gene Ontology annotation, cellular component: nucleolus. NCBI's taxonomy places the organism in Eukaryota, Metazoa, Chordata, Aves, Accipitriformes, Accipitridae.